AUGUCCUUCAGCCCAAAGCACUCCACUCCCUUCUCAGUCACCGACAUUUUGAGCCCGAUGGAGGACAGCUACCGGAGGUUUGGAGGUAUGGAUCCCGCCGCGGGGAGCCUCGGGUCCCAGCUGGGCGCAUACCGGCAGCCGCAGGUCUCACAGCCCGGUAUGCAGCAUCAGCAGCAGGCGCAGCAGCAGCAGCCGCCUCAUCUCCACCAUCACCACCACCACCAUCACCAUCACCACCUGUCCUCCAACUCAUCAUCCUCAUCCUCCUCCUCUUCCUCAGUCUCGGCCACCGCAGCAGCCGCCGCUCUGGGGCCCGGCGGGCCCUAUCAUGUGCCCCACGGGGUGCCACAGUUCUCCGGGGCCGUAGGCGGGUUCUGCAACGGCGGCAUCGGGAAUGUGGGAGACCUGCCGUCCUACCAGGAGACAGUGCGCAGCGGGGGGGCGGCAGCGGCGGCCUGGUACAGCAACCCGGAGCCCAGAUACCCCACAAUUUCCAGAUUCAUGGGCCCCUCCGCCGGGAUGAACAUGUCCGGGAUGGUGGGCAGUUUGGCCGGGAUGGACUCCACCGCUAAGUCCAUGGUUACGCUGCACGCCGCGCCGCGGAGGAAGCGGCGGGUGCUCUUCUCGCAGGCGCAGGUGUACGAGCUGGAGCGGCGCUUCAAGCAGCAGAAAUACCUGUCCGCCCCGGAGAGGGAGCACCUGGCCGGACUGAUCCACCUCACCCCGAACCAGGUCAAAAUUUGGUUUCAGAACCACCGCUACAAGCUGAAGCGGCAGGCCAAGGACAAGACCGCGCAGCAGCUGCAGCAGGAGGGAAGCAGCAGCAGCGGCGUCGGAGGAGGAAGCGGUGGAGGUCUGUGCGCGACGACCCACCGCUCCUCCUCGGUGUCCCCCGUUCUCUCCAAGAACGGCAAGGGUUGCCGGAACGACUCCAGCGGCUCCAACCACACCGGAAACCGACAGAGUGGCGCGGGGGAAGCCUUGACUGCAAGCGCGCAGCAGCAGCAGCAGCAGGUGAACCAGCUGUCUUCCACGGACGAGCUGGAGGAUUUGUCCCCAAGUCCGCCACUGGGACUGCACGGUCAGAUCAACAUGACGCAGACGGACGCGGCGCUAAUCGAGUACACAAACAGCAUGAUCGGCUCCAAUUUACUGUACGGGAGAACUUGGUAG
Chelmon rostratus (copperband butterflyfish) is the source of this 1173-nucleotide messenger RNA. RefSeq names its product NK2 homeobox 4b (gene nkx2.4b). The record is from RefSeq and is a predicted model, not a curated record. NCBI's taxonomy places the organism in Eukaryota, Metazoa, Chordata, Actinopteri, Chaetodontiformes, Chaetodontidae. Gene Ontology annotation, cellular component: nucleus. Gene Ontology annotation, biological process: cell differentiation; regulation of transcription by RNA polymerase II. The coding region runs from base 1 to 1173 and encodes 390 amino acids. Gene Ontology annotation, molecular function: DNA-binding transcription factor activity, RNA polymerase II-specific; RNA polymerase II cis-regulatory region sequence-specific DNA binding. The transcript has 2 exons.